CAACCCUCAUUCAAAACAGAACACAGCUGUUGCAGAGCACAUCGCUUUUGGCGUUGUGGGAGCCUGUGAAAUCUGCUGCGGUCAAAUAGGAAUUUGGCAACCAAAUCUGUGUGAUUGCAGUGUGAGGAGGACACAGACAGAUAAACACACACUCUCUGAGCCGUACAGAAGAGGCAGCCUUACCUCAACUCUCAAGCACUAUGCCCUUCUGACACACAACUGUAAUUGUGUGUGUGUGUGUCCAGAGUGCACACACUGAGGAUGAGUAGUGCUCUCCGGCACUGACAGACAGAUGGUGUGGGAAUUAUGGACCUCCCCAAUGGCCAAUCAAGCGUCACCACCGCCACUGCCUCGGAGAAGAGCAGCAGCUCAGAGUCUCUCAGUGAGAAGGGUUCUGAGCUGAAGAAGAGUUUUGAUGCUGUCGUCUUUGAUGUCCUGAAGGUCACCCCUGAGGAGUAUGCAGGUCAGAUCACUCUCAUGGAUGCUCCGGUGUUCAAAGCCAUUCAGCCUGAGGAGCUGUCAAGUUGUGGCUGGAACAAGAAGGAAAAGCACAGCUCUGCCCCCAACGCUGUGGCCUUCACCCGCAGGUUCAACCAGACGACUUUCUGGGUGGUGAGGGAGAUCCUUCAUGCUCAGACCCUGAAGAUCAGAGCUGAGGUACUCAGUCUCUACAUCAGAACUGCCAAGAAACUGUGUGACAUAAACAAUCUGCAUGCAGUGAUGGCUGUGGUGUCAGGCUUACAAAGCGCUCCCAUCUAUAGACUCUCCAAGACAUGGGCGUUGUUGAGUCGGAAGGACAAAGCAACGUUUGAAAGGUUGGAGUAUCUCAUGGCCAAAGAAGACAACUACAAGCGUCUGAGAGACUACAUACGCAGCCAGAGCAUGAACUCCUGCAUACCAUACCUGGGUAUGUAUCUGUCUGACCUGACGUAUAUAGACUCAGCGUAUCCCUCUACUGGCAGCAUCCUGGAGAAUGAACAGAGAUCCAACCUCAUGAACAACAUCCUGAGGAUUAUAUCUGACCUGCAACGCUCCUGCACCUACGAUAUACCAAUGUUGCCUCAUGUCCAGAAAUAUCUCAACUCAGUCAUGUAUAUCGAGGAGCUACAGAAGUUUGUGGAGGAUGACAACUACAAGUUGUCGUUGAAGAUUGAGCCUGCCACCAGCACCCCCCGCUCGACUGCCUCUAGAGAGGACCUUGUAGUUUCGGAUGCAUCUGCCUCUCCUCUGUGUGGCCGUAAGGGCCCCAUUGCAGACGGAACCAAAGUCCCUCCCACGCCCCCCUCCCCCCGGAACCUCCUCCCCUAUGGACACAGGAAGUGUCACAGCCUGGGCUACAAUUUUAUUCAUAAGAUGAAUACGGUGGAGUUUAAGAGCGCUACGUUCCCCAAUGCUGGUUCUCGUCAUCUAUUGGACGACAGCGUCAUGGAGAGCCACACCCCUACAAGAGGACAGGCCGAGAGCUCAACGCUCUCCAGCGGCAUCUCACUGGGGAGCAGUGAGGGUUCAGAACUCAGUGAAGAGAUGUCCUGGCCAGCCUUUGAGAGGACUCGGUUCUAUCACUCUCUGGGCCCUGUGACCCGCGUGGCCAGAAUCCCCUACAAAGGAGGCCUGAGGCCCAGCAGCUCUGCGGAGUCUGAGGAGUUAGCGGUGCACCUGUACCCUGGAGCCGUCACCGUACAGGGAGUCCUACGACGCAAAACUGUCUUCAAGGAGGGCAAGAAACCCACGGUGGCGUCGUGGACCAAGUUCUGGGUGGCUCUGUGUGGAACUCAGCUCUACUACUACCAUGCCAAGUCCCUAAAGGCCACAGAGAGAAAGCACUUCAAGUCGUCUAGCAGUAAGAGUGUGUGUGUUGUGGGGUUAAUGGCCAUCAUGUCAGACGACCCUGAACAUCCCGACGUCUUCCUGCUCACAGACUCCGAACACGGUAACACAUAUAAAUACCAGGCAGGGAACAAAAUGAACGCCCUGCUGUGGUUCAAACACCUCGGUGCUGCCUGCCAGAGCAACAGACAACAGGUCCCAGCCAAUCUGAUGUCCUUUGAAUGAGGGCUGCUGGAGAGGACGGAACGAUAGAGAUAAAAGAGAGGAAUAGGGGAAGAGCGGAGGAGAGUUAGUGACUCAGCAGCAGGAGCUUUCACUGCCAUGACCCCUAAACUAUAACCCCUGACCCCAGCCCCACUGCAACCCCACCUGCCACCACUGCCUUAACCUAAGGAGCCGUGUGUGUGUGUGUGUGUUGAAGCAGUGGUUAAUAUGGCUGCAUAGACUACUGAAUGAAGACCUACACCACUUCUUCUCUCUCGUUCUCUCGCUCCGUUGUUUUUGCCUGUGGACUAUCAAUCCUGUGGAACUAUGGGAUGUCUCCUCUCCUCUUUCUUGGAUGCUUCUUAAGGAUGGAUGGACAUGAUUUAUCCUUUAUCCUUGUUUUCCCUCACUCCCUCUCUUCUUGACAUACUGUGCUCUGGUGGAAGACAGACUGCCCUUUCUAGGGCUGGACUCUCUCUCUCUCACACACACACACACACACACACAAUACUGGACUAACCCAAUGGAACAGGAUUUCAAACACACUUUUCUUUAUCACUCUUUGGUUCACAAACUCACACACACGACUCCGAUGGUCUCUUCAUACUUGACUUGAGUUGGGCUCACUAAACGGACACUUUUUCCACACACACACUCAGACGGGGGGAGUGAAUGUGUGAUUGGCCUGUGUGAUUGCAGCAUUGUAAACAUUAAGGGCUCUGAUUCUCAAAUCUAUUCCAGCAGAAACCACUCCCAUGUCCUGAAUGUCUCCUACUGUUUUAUAUUCCAGAGCCUCUCCUCACCGUGUGUGGUGGGCACUAUAUAUGCUCGGUCACAUCACGGGAAUGAUAAAACAAGACUCAAAGCUUUCCUCUAUUCCACCUUUAUGGACCCAGUUAUAUCUCUCUUAUAAACAGGCUUUAUAUGUUGUUCUCUCUGGACAGUUGUCUGUGCUCUGUCCACAUGUUAAAGCUCGAGAUUCACCAGAACACACAUGUACACACACGUUAACACUAAAGACUUGAAAGCUGUGAAAAAGUGAACGAUGGAGCAGUGUGAAAGAUGGAGUGUUAACUCCAGAAAAAUCAUUUUAUCUCGAUUUCUUUUUUGUUAUUGCUUGAACAUAAGAGGGAGCUUCAGGUUCUGACCUGACCUGCUUUACAAAUCUGAGUGUAUGUAUUAUACACACAGACUGGCACACACACACACACACACACACACACACACUGCUGCAGACACACACACAAAGCUAUCGGGAGCCAUUCAGAAUCCAUUUGAAUGAUUAUUUUGUUGUUUAGUGUUUCCUUGGUGUUAUUUUGUUGGGGACGUAUCAGCAGUAUUACCCUGUAGAUGACUUGCACAUGUCUAGCUUAUUUUAAUUGUCUGUUACAUUUCUUUUUUACCUUUCAUUUUUGGCUUCUUCCUUUUUUUUGAACAUUUUGUAUCUUGUUUUUUAAUUUAUUUUUGUAGUUUGUUUUCUCACCUAUGAGUUUGUCACAUAGGGGUACGGUACAGAUCUACUACACUCUAUUGCCUAGUUCCAUGUCAUACUCUAGACCAGGGCUCUCCAAUCCUGUUCCUGGAAAGCUACCAUCCUGUAGGUUUUCACUCCACCCCUAAUCUAGCA
This is a messenger RNA of Coregonus clupeaformis (lake whitefish), 3658 nucleotides long. Its product is annotated as ras-specific guanine nucleotide-releasing factor RalGPS2-like. The coding region runs from base 307 to 2052 and encodes 581 amino acids. Gene Ontology annotation, molecular function: guanyl-nucleotide exchange factor activity. Gene Ontology annotation, biological process: Ras protein signal transduction; positive regulation of GTPase activity. Gene Ontology annotation, cellular component: plasma membrane. The record is from RefSeq and is a predicted model, not a curated record. Lineage: Eukaryota; Metazoa; Chordata; Actinopteri; Salmoniformes; Salmonidae. The transcript has 20 exons.